Molecule: messenger RNA, 3963 nt
Organism: Synchiropus splendidus (mandarinfish)
Lineage: Eukaryota; Metazoa; Chordata; Actinopteri; Syngnathiformes; Callionymidae
Gene: esyt1a
Product: extended synaptotagmin-like protein 1a
Exons: 31
Coding region: 342-3539 (1065 amino acids)
Biological process (GO): lipid transport
Molecular function (GO): lipid binding
Source: RefSeq, a predicted model, not a curated record
GGCACUCUCAGAGGAGGAAGAAGCGGAUCUCCUCCUCAUUCAUCACCUCCUCCUCCUCCUCCUCAUCUGUGCGUCUCUGCGCCGACAUGAGAAGGCACCGGGAGCCCUCCGUCGUCCUCCGCAUGCCAGGUCGGGACGCUUUUGACCAUUGGCUUUUUGGGUUCGCGGGGGAUUCAGAGUGAAGGCGGUUCUUCUCGAGCUGGUCCCACCCUCCCUGCUGAGAACGGGGGCAUCUGGUCCUGCUCUCUGCGGAACUCGGAAGAUGAUUUAGUCCGCCGCUUGCUUCUGCCUCGACUCUUGUUUGUCGGCCGCGGAACCUGGAGAAGCAGACGGCGCUUGCGAUGGCACUCGCUGAAGCAGAACCGGGAGCGGAGUACCCGGAGAGCCCCCCCGCCGGGCAGAGGGCCACCUGGGUGCUGUGGUCCUUCGGAAAGACCUUGGGGGCGCUGGUUCCGGUCUACUUGGCCGGCUACUACGGCCUGAACAUCAGCCUGGUGCUGUUUGGACUGAUGAUCUACAUGGGCUGGAAGCACAGUCGCUUGGAGAAAACGAUGAGGAUCCGCUCCUCCAUGUUCCUGCUGGACAACGAGAGAGAGUUCACCACCGAGAGGGUGUACAGGUCCAAGCGGGACCUGCCCCCCUGGGUCACCUUUCCUGAUGUGGAAAAAGCAGAAUGGAUAAACAAGAUCCUGCAGCAGGCCUGGCCUUUUUUGGGUCAGUACCUGGAGAAGCUGCUGCUGGAGACGGUCGCCCCAUCCAUCCGAGCCUCCAGCAUCCACCUGCAGACCCUCAGCUUCACCAAGGUCAACCUGGGCGAGAAGGCGCUCAAGAUCGUCGGUGUGAAGGCGUACACCGAGCAAGACAAGAGGCAAGUGAUGCUGGACCUGUGUGUCAGCUACGCGGGCGACGUGGAGAUCAACGUUGAGAUCAAGAAGUACUUUUGUAAAGCUGGCGUCAAGGGAAUCCAGCUGCACGGGAAGCUGCGUGUGAUCCUGGAGCCGCUGAUCGGGGACCUGCCGCUGGUGGGAGCCAUCACCAUGUUCUUCAUCCGCCGGCCGAGGCUGGACAUCAACUGGACGGGCCUGACCAACCUGCUGGACAUUCCGGGCCUCCAUGCGAUGUCGGACACGAUGAUAAUGGACGCUAUAGCCUCCUACCUGGUGCUCCCCAACCGUCUCACUAUCCCCCUGGUGGCUGACCUGCAGGUUGCUCAGCUGCGCUCCCCCCUCCCACGGGGAGUCGUGCGCAUCCACCUGCUGGAGGCUGAAGACCUGUGCGCCAAGGACACCGUCAUCAAGGGCUUGAUCGAGGGCAAGUCCGACCCCUACGCUGUGCUGCGAGUGGGAACGCAGAUCUUCACCUCUCACACUGUGGACAGCAACCUGAACCCUCAGUGGAGGGAGCUGUACGAGGUGAUUGUCCAUGAAGUGCCUGGUCAGGAGUUGGAGGUGGAAGUGUUUGACAAAGACCCAGACCAGGAUGACUUCCUGGGCAGGGUCAAAGUGGACUUUGAUCACGUGAAGACGGCCCGAGUCGUGGAUGAUUGGUUCGACCUGAAGGACGUCCCGUCCGGCAGCGUCCACCUGAGGCUGGAGUGGCUGUCGCUGCUGUCGUCUGCAGACAGACUCACGGAGGUGAUCCAGAAGAACCAGAACCUGGGCAGCAAAACGGCCGAACCCCCGUCUGCCGCCAUCUUGGCCGUCUACCUAGAUCAAGCUCAGGCCUUGCCGCUGAGGAAAGGGAACAAGGAGCCGAGCCCCAUGGUCCAGAUCUCCAUCCAGGACUCCACCAAAGAAAGCAAGACCUGCUAUGGCAACCACAACCCAGCCUGGAAGGACGCCUUCACCUUCUUCAUCCAGGACCCCAGCAACCAAGACAUCGACGUCCAGGUGAAGGACGACGACCGGGCGUCCUCUCUGGGGACCCUCAGGAUCCCCCUGACCCACAUCUUGCGGGCUCCCGACCUGACCCUGGACCAGUGGUUCCAGCUGGAAAACUCUGCUCCUGCCAGCAGGAUCUCCUUCAAAAUCGUGCUGCGGGUUCUGUGGCUGAACGAUGACACCAGUCACCAGUCAACGCCGUUCCCCUCUGGUCCUCUGGCUCCGGGCUCAGUGCCGGGUGAAGCAGGAAUCACUUCUGAGCGAAAUCCCGUGGCUGCGGGUGGAUUAGCCAAACCAGCGGCCUCACGGCCGCAGCAGACCACUCCAGACCCUGAGUUUGCUUCUGAGGGCGUCCUGCGCAUCCACCUCCUGGAGGCCCAGAACCUGAUCGCCAAGGACAACUUCAUGGGGGGGAUAGUGAAGGGGAAGAGCGACCCCUACGUGAAGAUCAAGGUGGCUGGGAUCACGUUCCGCAGCCACACCAUCAAAGAGAACCUCAACCCCGUCUGGAAUGAGCUUUACGAGGUGAUCUUGACGCAGCUGCCUGGUCAGGAGGUCCAGUUUGAGCUCUUUGACAAAGACCUGGACCAGGACGACUUCCUGGGACGGUUCAAGCUCAGCCUGCGUGACAUCAUCAGUGCCCAGUUGGUCGACACGUGGUUCACUCUGAACGAUGUCAAGUCCGGCCGGCUCCAUCUGAUCCUGGAGUGGCUUCCUCGAGUGUCGGACCUCCUCCGACUGGAGCAGGUCCUCCACUUCCAGACCCAGCAGUCGUACCAGAACAAGACGGUGCCCUCGGCGGCGGUUCUCUUUGUCUAUGUGGAGCGGGCUCACGGUCUCCCGCUGAAGAAGAACGGGAAGGAGCCGAAAGUGGGUGCUGAGGUCACCGUGAAGAACGUGUCACUCAAGACAAAGGUGAGCGAGCGCUCCACCUCCCCACGAUGGGACGAAGCGUUUCACUUUCUGGUGCGGGACCCCAGAGACCAGACGCUCACGGUCAAGCUGUCGCACAGUUGGGCUCAGGCUCUGGGCUCCCUGGCUCUUCCUCUGAGGGAGGUGAUGACGGAGGCGGGCUUGGUUCUGGACCGCUGGCUGCCUCUGGAGGGGGCGCUGCCCGAGAGCCAGAUACUGCUGCGAGCCACGCUGAAGAUCCUGGACACGCAGCUGGCCAAGUGUCGUGAGGAGACCAUCAUCCCCCGCUGGGACCCGUCACAUCUUGACAUCCGACGCAGGAGCGCUUUCCCCAUUGUGUGCAGGGCCACGGACUCGGUGGCUCAGGUGAAGCUGACCAUCAGCUACUCGCUGGAGGAGGCGCGGCUGUUGGUCACCGUCCACUCCUGCAGAGCUCUGGCCGCCUGCUCCAAAGAUGGUGCUGACCCGUAUGUGACCCUCAUCCUGCUGCCUGACAAGAAGGCCACCACCAAGAGGAAAACCUCCACCAAGAAGAGGGACCUGAACCCUGAGUUCAACGAGCGGUUUGACUUUGACUUGUCUUUGGAGGAGGCAUCUCAGAGGAAACUGGACCUGGCGGUGAAGAACAGCGUCUCCUUCAUGAGCCGGGAGAGAGAGAUGAUGGGAAAGCUGCAGCUGGACCUGGACCAACUGGACCUCAAGUCUGGAGUCACACAAUGGUUCGACCUGAUGCCGGAGAGCAACUAGAACGGCUUGCUGCCACGCUGCUCAGCAUCGCUUCUGUGAUUGUUGCUUUCAUGGAUCCAGCCAACAUCUCAUCGCUGCCGUGUCCCACAGCGUGUGUGUGCAUGUCGUGGAGCUGAGCUCACUCAGUGUUCUGGUUUCAACUCCGGUGGGUGAGGUGAGCGGCUGUUGACCAGUCCCAAUCCCCGGGUUCGUGGAGAGAACCGCAGGUCGCUCCUGACAGCCCGUGUCCAGCCGGAGCAGGCGUGGAGCCGCCCAUGCUGUUGCAGAGCCUCCAGAGACGUGGACUCGACCGGAAGGAGCCCUCCAAUGGGACCAACUCUUGUCUGGUCUUUUAGAGUUUGUGUCCUGCCCGGGUGAUUCAUGCUGCCAUUUCCAUGGCGUCGCUGCAUGAUGCUGAGUAAAAAUCACCGUGCCACCUGCUGUC